This is a messenger RNA of Cotesia congregata, 681 nucleotides long. Lineage: Eukaryota; Metazoa; Arthropoda; Insecta; Hymenoptera; Braconidae. The record is from the annotation of a GenBank genome assembly.
AUGGUCCACUUUUGUGAAAAGUUUUUUGUUCAAAAUUAUACUAGAAAAUUUCCAAGUGUCAAAGUGUCGGAAGUUUUUAUUGGCAGCCAGUCUAGGGGACAUGUUUCGCUGAUGGGAGCAUCAAUGGGUGAGUAUGUUGUGGAUAUUGGAUUCGACCUAACAAUGGAUUUUUGUGAAUUAGUGGAAGAGCGUCUAUUGAUAGGUCCAUUAUUUCAAGCAAUAGGAUUUGACCCAAAUCGUUGUCCACCUGAUGUUAUGAGCUAUCAAUUAUUAUUCGUACUUAUAAGUGUUGAUUAUAUGGGUAUCUAUGGAAUUGAUAAUUAUGAACCACUAAUCGAAGCAAUGCCGGAUAAUUUUCCGCGGAAUAUGUAUAGAAUUGUUAUAGAUAUUCAUUCUCAAGAAGAACAAAUUAUGAUUUUCCAUAUAUUUUCCAAGUCCUCUUUUCCCCCAUCACUAAAACAAAAGACGAUCGCUUUUCUAUCAUCUUUUUCUCUUCUAGCUCAUAAACAAGCCGGAAAAAUUUCUAACUUCCCUACGCUUUUGAACGCGUUUCCAACCACAGCUUCCCAUGCAUCCACCUUAGCACUCCUACACAUCCUCCCAUACCGUCCCACACAUCCACCUACGCACUCCCACGCAUCUACCCAUACCGUCCAAUGCAUCCAUCAUGUUGCAAUAUGA